GGAAAAUUUUCAUCUUCAAUGAUAAUGUGAUUAUAUUGAUUAAUCUGGUUAACCAAUUAACCAAACCGAUUAAACUUUAGUUUGGUUAAUUUGGUUGUUGUAUUAGUUUGGACGGUUUGGUUAUGAUAUUGUAUUCCAUGGUUAAUAGAAUUUAGCUUUAUUUGAUUUGGUUAUAACCAUGGUAACGAUUUGAACACCCCUACCGUUUUUCUUGCGCUGGAGUGUAUUGGCUCUGGGAUCAAUUUAUGCAGAAGGAAAAGAAACCGUUGAAUAUGCUGCUACCAUAAAUGGGCAGACUGAAAAUGAGUAUGGGUUGUAGAGUGGCCUAGAAACUGCAGCCUGACGCCUGACUACAGGUUAUGGAGUUGUAGUACACAAGCUGCAACUAGGGAAGGCAGCCACGUUUGUUUGUAACACUUUUUUUUUUUUUUUUUCAUUCUUGUUCUUACUUACCUACUUAUUCCUUAUCUACAUCCCUCCUCGCUUUGUCAUUAUCAAACUCCAUCAAUGAAGAUGAGAAGAGUGAAGAAGAUGAUGACAUAGACAGCUCCAGUUGCAGCACCAGGGAAAGAAAUACAGAGUUACAAAUGAAGAAGAAAAGGGUAGACGAAGCAGUAUCGAACUCUGACCAAUUCGUCGCCGUUGGGAAGAAGGAAAAAAGGAUGAAAUAAGUGCCCUGUUGUGUCAAUUGGUGUUAUUUUUCAGAGUUUUUUUAGUAGAGUUGAUUUUAAUUUGAUUCGAGAAUAUAUUCAAUUUGUACAUCCGUCUCAUAUCGGGAUAACUCGCCCAAACAGGAAAAAUGAGGUGAUUUGAGUGGGUAUCAAUCCAUGGCUUAAUUUGUGUUUUCAUUCUUAAGUAAUUUCAUGUUUGAUAGUUUCCACAUUUUAUUUCACAAACGAUAUUUUAUCGCAUUGAUACAAUUAAACCACCAUUUACAUAUUUGAUAUGAUUUCAAAUUUAAGGGGAGAGCUAUAGCCCCCCUCCUACCUUCAACCUAACUCCUCCACUGCUAUGUUGUUUUACGUAUGUGUCCAACCAGACGACGACUUCACCUGGGUACGUGCAUAGAUGCACAAUGACAGAAGUCAAGAUGGUAAUGUUACAGUGCUUUCUUAGAAAAUUGAUGGAUCGACCAUAUUGUCGAGCUAUUGUACCCUAGUCGGGCCAUAUUCCAUAUAUGUUAUAUUCCCCCUAUGUCUUCAUCCACGAUAAAAAUGCCAGACACAAGCCCACAAAGACUUGCGAGUUUUGGCGUUGCCCUUUUGUGUGGCUUUCUAGCUGUGGUUUCAGGAGUACUAUUAUGUAACAACUGGUACUGCAUCCCUUUGUUGUGUGGUUUGAAUGAAUCAUCCCUUUAUCCUCGUACAAACGUCAUCAACAUUGAUUGUUGUAAGUUUCUCACCAUGUGGAUUGUACUCACCUUUCAAGUAAAUGCAUACGCUUAACAUUCAUCGUCCCUGUUAAGCUUAUGCAUUUACUUUAAUGUAAGUCUCGGUAUAUGUCUAGCUUGAAAAUUGCAAAAUUCUACAAUAUUGUUAAUAUUCAGGCUCAUGUACGGACAUGGAAAUUGGAAUCAAUGCCUACCACUAGGUUUGGAUUUCUAGUAUUUUUUUUAGCCAGUUCCACCAUUCGCAAUCCCAGAGGAGGGAGCUUGUUGUUCGAUUAGGACGAGGAGCCCAGAGCAGGGAGAAAGACAGGGAGCUUGAAAUCUCGUUCAUGUUCCAUAGAUCUUGCGACGAGGUGCUUGUUGUUCGGUCGAGAAGGGAAGAUCAGGAUGACAAAUGUCGCCAAAGGAAAGCAGCAACGACGGUGCGAGAGAGGGUUGUCAGUGUUGGAGAAAGACGAUAAGAAUGGCCGAUAAUGUCUUUUUGGAUUUUUCAUUAAUUAAUUGUUUAUUUAUUAUUAAUUUUAAAUUGCCACAUCAGGCAUUUAACGGUCAACUAUUAGAGUUGACUGCCACAUCAUAUAAAGUUAACGGAGAGCGACUAAACUUAAACCGUUUUACUAAUUCGAAUGAUCAAAAUUGAUAUUAAUUUUUUCCAGUGACUAAACAUGAUACAUUUUAGUAAACCCAGCUAUAAUCAAGGCAUUUACCCCAAAUUUUAAGUGAAAACCUUAUUCAAACCAUAAGGAAAAGAGGAUGAAAACGGGUCCAACUGAAAAACAGAAGAGUAAAAGCCAAUAACCUCAUAUUGCCCUUCAGUUACCAGAGCUACUUGGGCUUUAGCUAUUGAUCCGGCCUAUUGGGCUAAUAAUGGCUCUAAUUAAGGCCUAAAACUACAGAGACAUGUUGAACAAAAGCCCAUGGGUUUGCAAAAUAACGAAAUGGCCCACCGGCUGUGCAACCACCUCUGGCGCCAGUCACUACCGCCGCCGCUGCCGUCUUCGUAUGCUUCUUCUUCUUCCUCCUCCUCCCUCUUCCCGUCGCAAACUCUCGUCUUCAACAAACGUAUCCCAUGAUCGCGCCAUUCCCAAUUUUCCAUCUCACCGGCGCCUGGUCAUUCGGGCUCUGCUCAUUAUCCGAUAUAUAAAAUAAUCUUAUCAAAGUUUUCCCGCCAUGUCUUUCUCUUCAACUCCAGCUCGACUAACGCUGCUCGCUCUCCUGUCCGCCACCACUGUGUACUGCUUCUACAGGUCUCGCCGUCUCAAGCUACUCAAGCUCUCCACAAACGCUAACCCUAAUCCCCAUUCCAAUGGCCAACCUGCGGUUUCGAUCAAGAGAGGGAAGCUCUUCUUCGUCUCCCAAACCGGGACUUCCAAAACCCUAGCUCGCCAGCUCCACGAUCUCUUGAACUCGACCGGGCUCUCGUUCGAACUCGUCGACGUGAAGAGCUACGAGCCGGAGGAUCUAGCUAAGGAGAGUCUGGUUCUGAUUAUUGCUUCCACUUGGGAAGACGGGAAGCCGCCGGCGGAUGCCGAAUUCUUUGCUAAUUGGCUCGCGGAGAGCGCCGAUGAUUUCAGAGUCGGCUCGCUGCUGCUUUCGAAAUGCAGAUUCGCGGUGUUUGGAGUUGGAAGCAGGGGUUAUGGAGAUUCCUUCAAUGCGGUGGCUAGAGAUUUCAGCAGACGGUUGAGAGGAUUGGGCGGCAUUGAGAUUUUGCCGAUUGGGGAAGGUGAUGUUGAUGGCGGGGAGCUGGAUGGUGUUUUUGAGGAAUGGAGCAGGGAGAUUGUUAAGGCAUUGAAGGUGAGUGGGUUGGAGAAUGAGAUCAGUGUUGAGCAGAGCUUAAAUGGUGGUAUUGGUGAUGAAUUCUACAGCGACGAAGAUGAUGAUAAUGAGGAUGACAUGGAAUCGGUGGUCGUUGAUUUAGAGGAUAUAGCAGGGAAAGCCCCAUCUAGGAAAUUAGGUGGUGCAACUACUGAAACUAAUGGGAAACUUAGAAAUGGUCCUAAAGAAAUGGUGACCCCUGUGAUUAGAGCAAACUUAGAAAAACAGGGUUACAAAAUCCUUGGCUCGCAUAGUGGUGUUAAGAUCUGUAGAUGGACUAAAUCUCAGCUUAGAGGUCGUGGAGGUUGCUACAAGCAUUCCUUCUAUGGGAUAGAGAGUCAUAGGUGUAUGGAGGCGACUCCAAGUUUGGCUUGCGCCAACAAGUGUGUUUUCUGUUGGAGGCACCACACAAAUCCCGUAGGAAAGAGCUGGCAGUGGAAAAUGGACGAUGCCUUGGAAAUUGUUAAUUCUGCGUUAGAUCAGCAUAAAAAGAUGAUCAAGCAAAUGAAAGGAGUUCCUGGUGUUACCCAGGAACGAUUAGCUGAAGGUCUCUCCCCUAGACAUUGUGCUUUAUCACUAGUUGGUGAACCUAUAAUGUACCCGGAGAUUAACACACUUGUUGAUGAACUACAUACUAGGAGAAUAUCAACUUUCCUAGUUACAAAUGCCCAGUUCCCGGACAAAAUAAAAAUGCUCAAACCUAUCACUCAGUUAUAUGUAAGUGUAGAUGCUGCAACAAAGGAAAGUCUGAAAGCAGUUGAUAGACCACUCUUUGGAGACUUCUGGGAGCGGUUCACAGAUUCAUUGACAGCUCUGAGGGAUAAACAUCAACGAACUGUGUACCGUUUGACACUUGUAAAAGGGUGGAACACAGAGGAGUUAGAUGCUUAUUUUGAGCUAUUCAGCCUCGGGCAACCUGAUUUUGUCGAAAUCAAAGGAGUCACUUACUGUGGAUCGUCAGCAACAUCGAAAUUGACGAUGGAGAAUGUGCCGUGGCAUGCUGAUGUGAAGGCCUUCUCAGAGGCAAUAGCGCUGAAGAGCAAAGGGGAGUAUGAAGUCGCUUGUGAGCACGCCCACUCAUGCUGUGUCCUGCUGGCGAAAACUGACAAGUUCAAAGUGAAUGGCCAGUGGUUUACAUGGAUAGACUAUGAGAAGUUCCACGAUCUGGUUGCGUCUGGGAAAUCCUUUGACAGUACGGAUUAUAUGGCUGCAACACCUUUGUGGGCUGUGUAUGGAGCUGAAGAAGGAGGGUUUGACCCUGAUCAAGCUCGAUAUAGGAAAGAGCGGAAUCAUAGACCAAAGCCCUGAGUCCUGACUGAUCAGGUUUGAGAGUCGGGUCCCUGCUUUUUAUAUCUUUGUCCUUCGGUCAGCUAAACUUUAACAGAACUACAAACUGAGCCAGGAAGCAAACAGGGGACUCGAACAAGCCGUUAUGGCAGUGAGUUGAGUCAAGAUUGAAUGAUUAGAAAUAUACAACAUCCUGUUUU
This is a messenger RNA of Linum trigynum, 4689 nucleotides long. The record is from the annotation of a GenBank genome assembly. NCBI's taxonomy places the organism in Eukaryota, Viridiplantae, Streptophyta, Magnoliopsida, Malpighiales, Linaceae.